This is a messenger RNA of Hydra vulgaris (swiftwater hydra), 3497 nucleotides long. RefSeq names its product DNA-directed RNA polymerase III subunit RPC2. Gene Ontology annotation, molecular function: ribonucleoside binding; DNA binding. NCBI's taxonomy places the organism in Eukaryota, Metazoa, Cnidaria, Hydrozoa, Anthoathecata, Hydridae. Gene Ontology annotation, cellular component: RNA polymerase III complex. The record is from RefSeq and is a predicted model, not a curated record. Gene Ontology annotation, biological process: DNA-templated transcription.
CUUUCUGCAUUGUUAUUUUUUAAGUUAAGGAAUAUUCAUCACAAAUGACCGUAAGUUCACAUAUGGAAGAUGCAUCUCCUAUCAAAAGAGUAGAGGACAAGUGGAAGUUGGUUCCAGCUUUUUUGAAGGUGAAAGGACUUGUAAAACAACACAUAGAUUCUUUUAACUAUUUUAUUAAUACAGAGAUAAAAGACAUAGUAAAAGCUAACGAAAGAGUUCAAACAGAUGCUGAUCCUGUUUGGUACCUUAAAUAUUUAGAUGUUCAUGUUGGUGCUCCAGAUGUAGAAGAAUCUUUUAAUGUUUCUCGUCCUGUAGCACCACAUGAGUGCCGAUUGCGUGAUCUAACUUAUUCUGCUCCAAUCACUGUUGAUAUAGAGUACACAAGAGGAAAUCAGAGAGUCGUAAGAAACAGUUUACCAAUUGGGAGAAUGCCAAUCAUGCUGCGUAGCUCAAACUGCGUACUUGCAGGCAAAAAUGAAAUAGAGUUAGCCAAGUUAAACGAAUGUCCUAUUGAUCCAGGUGGAUAUUUUGUUGUUCGUGGCUCUGAAAAAGUUCUUCUUAUUCAGGAGCAGCUGUCAAAAAAUAGAAUGAUUGUUGAACUUGAUACCAAGAAUCAUCAAGUGAGUUGCUCAGUUACAAGUGCAACACAUGAAGUGAAAAGUAGAACAGCUGUCAUACAAAAGCAUGGAAAGUUUUAUUUGAAGCACAACUCAUUUACUGAGGAUGUUCCACUCUGUACCAUUUUCAAGGCGAUGGGUAUUGAGUCGGAUCAAGAAAUUGUUCAAAUGAUUGGUAUUGAGGAGGAAGUGCUUAAUUAUUUUGCUGCAUCAAUUGAGGAAGCAAGCAUGCUACAAAUAUAUACCAAAAAUCAGGCUUUAAAUUUGUUAUCUAGUAAAAUUAAACAAAGACAAAUGUGGGGUCAGCAAAUGUCUAAAAUGGAUGAAUGCAAACAAUUGCUUUUCAAAACAUUACUGGCUCAUGUACCUAUAACAAAAACAAACUGUCGUCCAAAAGCUGCAUAUCUUGCUUUGAUGGUUCGAAGAAUUAUUCUUGCUGUAAAGGGUGUUAUUAAAAUUGAUGAUAAAGAUUAUUAUGGCAACAAGCGUCUAGAGUUAGCUGGUCAGUUGGUUUCUUUACUUUUUGAAGAUUUGUUCAAACGAUUUAAUAUGGAGCUGAAGAAAAUUGCAGAUGUUACAAUUCCAAAACCUAGAGCAGCUCAGUUCGACAUUGUAAAACAUAUGAGACAAGACUUGAUUUCUAAUGGACUUAUAAAUGCUAUAUCGACAGGAAAUUGGAUUAUUAAGCGAUUUAAUAUGCACAGAGUGGGCGUAUCUCAAGUACUUUCUCGUCUGUCUUACAUUUCUGCUCUAGGAAUGAUGACAAGAGUAACCAGUCAAUUUGAAAAAACUCGUAAAGUAAGUGGACCACGCUCAUUGCAACCAUCUCAAUGGGGAAUUUUGUGUCCAUCUGAUACACCUGAAGGAGAAGGAUGUGGUUUAGUAAAAAAUCUUGCAUUAAUGACUCAUGUUACAACAGAUCAAGUCCAAUACCCAAUUAGACGCUUAUUAUGCAAUCUUGGAGUUGAGGAUAUUAAUCUUUUAUCUGGCGAAGAAUUUAGUUCUCCAUUGGUUCAUUUGGUUUUUUUAGAUGGUAACAUUAUUGGUUUAAUUCGUCACCAUCGUCGUUUGAUCAAAACAUUUCGAUUAAUGAGAAGAGCUGGUUAUAUCAAUGAAUUUGUUUCUAUUUACCCAAGUCAUUCUCACAGAUGUGUGUAUAUUUCAUCAGACGGUGGACGAAUGUGCAGGCCUUAUAUCAUUGUUAAAAAGGGACGUCCUUGUGUAACCCAGCAGCAUAUUACAGAGUUAUCAAAUGGAACAAGAACAUUUGAAGAUUUCUUGCACCAAGGGCUUAUAGAAUAUUUGGAUGUGAAUGAGCUUAAUGAUUCUGAAAUAGCACUGUAUGAGGAAGGGUGUACAAAAGACACAACACAUAUGGAGAUUGAACCUUUCACACUACUUGGUGUAUGUGUUGGACUAGUGCCGUAUCCUCAUCACAAUCAAUCACCUAGAAAUACUUACCAAUGUGCUAUGGGGAAACAAGCCAUGGGUACUAUUGGUUACAAUCAGAGAAAUAGAAUUGAUACUCUAAUGUACUUGCUUGUUUAUCCACACCAACCAAUGGUAAAAUCCAAGACUUUAGACAUAAUUCAGUUUGAGAAAUUACCUGCUGGUCAGAAUGCAACAGUAGCUGUCAUGAGUUAUAGUGGUUAUGACAUAGAGGAUGCUUUGAUCAUCAAUAAAUCUUCAUUAGAUAGAGGUUUUGGCAGGUGUCUGGUGUAUAAAAAACAAGUAUGCAAUUUAAAAAGAUAUGCUAACCAGACAUUUGACAGAGUAAUGGGGCCUAGUCGUGAUGCAAAAACCGGUGAAAUCAUUUGGAAACAUAAAGUUUUAGACACAGAUGGAAUAUGUCGAGCUGGUGAGCAGGUUUUAGAUAAACAAGUUCUUGUAAACAAGUCAAUGCCAACCAUUACAAAUCAAUUAACACAAACAACUGCAGGUCAGCUCAAUACAACAGACUACAAAGAUGUACCAACAUCCUAUCAUGGUCCAAUUCCUUCAUAUGUUGAAAAAGUUCUAAUUAGUUCAACAAUGGAAGAUGCAUUUUUAAUUAAGAUGCUUAUGAGACAAACAAGAAGACCAGAAAUUGGAGAUAAGUUUAGUAGUAGACAUGGACAGAAAGGAGUUUGCGGUUUAAUUGUAAAUCAAGAAGACAUGCCUUUUACUGACCUGGGUAUAUGCCCAGAUAUAAUCAUGAAUCCUCAUGGUUUUCCCUCAAGAAUGACAGUUGGUAAACUUAUAGAAUUGCUUGCUGGGAAAGCAGGUGUCAUGGAAGGAAAGUUUCAUUAUGGAACAGCAUUUGGUGGAAGUAAAGUUGUUGAUGUUUGUGAAACUCUUGUAAAUCAUGGUUUCAACUAUGCUGGAAAAGAUUUUUUAACCUCUGGUAUCAAUGGGGAACCAUUGUCUGCUUAUAUUUACAUGGGUCCAGUGUACUACCAAAAAUUAAAACACAUGGUUUUGGAUAAAAUGCAUGCUAGAGCCAAAGGACCACGGGCUGUACUAACACGCCAACCAACAGAAGGUCGCUCUAGAGAUGGUGGCUUACGGUUAGGUGAAAUGGAAAGAGACUGUUUAAUUGGUUAUGGAGCUAGCAUGUUAAUUGUAGAAAGACUAAUGAUUUCUAGUGAUGCUUUUGAAAUUGAUGUUUGUAGUAAAUGUGGCUUAAUUGGUUAUUCAGGCUGGUGUCACUAUUGUCAAUCGUCUCAUCACAUAUCAACUAUUAAAAUACCUUAUGCCUGCAAGCUUUUAUUUCAAGAGCUACAAGCAAUGAAUAUAGUUCCUCGCAUAUCCUUAGAGAAAUAUCUUUCUUGAUUUCAUUUUUUUAAUGUAUUUUGUUUUUGUAAAAAAUAUUUAUGUAAAAUAUAUUUUUCUUAAAACUUC